AUGGAAAUUAUACAAUCGGCCGGAAACCGGCGGAAAAGUGGCUACAACCGAUUAACUCUGGCAAGCCGUAGAAACCUUAAAGUGUCCAAGUUAGGCGGCUCCAAGCGUUCAUGGCGGCUCAGGCUCACACCGAAACUGCGGCUGGUCAGGCUGGCUUCGCCGCUCAGGCUGUGGCGUCGGUUGAAGAACGCGUACAUGAACAUGAUGCUCAAGUUCGCCGGCACCGGUUCCGGCGGCUCGAACGCCGUUAAUGCUUUCGGGGUGAAGAGGAUACCGAAAGCACGUGGCGUCCCGAUGGCUUACUCGAGGGCGGAGUUUGAGAACCGGCUGAUUUUCGAGAUCUACAAGUCAAUGGUCGAUUCUUUUGAACUGGGCUACCAAAAGCAACCCAGUUUGAAGCGGCGACACUCUGUUGUAACGUGCAACCCGGUAGAGCUUGAACAGCUCUCGGUCAGUCCUGGGCUGAUCCCGGUUGUUCCCGAACAACACCCGGUCGACCACGAAUCGCACCCGGUUUGUCCCGAACACGUCCCGAUGACUUCGUUUCAAGCUGAAAACGGAAAUCAACAAUAA
Striga hermonthica is the source of this 573-nucleotide messenger RNA. NCBI's taxonomy places the organism in Eukaryota, Viridiplantae, Streptophyta, Magnoliopsida, Lamiales, Orobanchaceae. The record is from the annotation of a GenBank genome assembly.